This is a messenger RNA of Fusarium poae, 525 nucleotides long. RefSeq lists its product as uncharacterized. The transcript is spliced from 3 exons. The record is from RefSeq and is a predicted model, not a curated record. Lineage: Eukaryota; Fungi; Ascomycota; Sordariomycetes; Hypocreales; Nectriaceae. Bases 1 to 525 code for a protein of 174 amino acids.
AUGAGCGUGCCGCGGCCCAACACGCCGGAGAUGCAGGACCUCCUCAAGGAAUUUCUUCAUGGAAAUGUCGCGCGACAAUACCCAGCGAUGAGAGAUCCUCUGACUGGAUUAGUCAAGCGCUUCCCAACUCCAGUCGUCGUGCCGCCUCAGCAGACACCACAAAUACCUGACUCUCCACGACCUUCCGACAAUGCAAUUAAGAGAAAAAGGAACGGAAAUGAGACCAAACUACCUGACAAAAGCAAGGAUGUACGGCCAGCACGAUAUCUCAAGGAACCCGCUGAGCAAGUGCCACGGAUCCAGACGCGGCGUUUUUACCGACGAGUGCAGAAGGCACUAUCAGCCGCACUAUCAACAACAUCGACGACGAGAAGCAUCUUCAUGCAAACUGCUGAAGGGGAAACCGCGCAUAUCAUCCCACAGUCGAAAGCAUCAGGAAGUUUGAAGACAACGGCAGACCCGCUCGCACGGAACCCGGACAUGGCAACUGUGCAGCAGUACGGACUGACAAUCACGUACCUUUGA